UCAGCCUCAAGCCACGUCGCGCCUCCCUGCCAACGCCGUUUCAUGACAAAUUCAAUGUUCUCGAGUAAGUUCCUCCCAUUCGUAUCCUUAGUAACAUCUGGCUGCUUCAUCACCCUGGGAUCUAGGAUAGAGCCCACUUCAAAUAGCUGCUCGUACCUGCCGUUCUCCGAGAAAGCUCCUCCCACUCUGUGUGGUUUUCAAAUGGUUGCUUGCUAUCUCAUCAUCCCGCGUUUCGGCUGAGCGUCUACUGCAAACAGCACGCUGACAUCCCUCAUCCUGCUCAGAUAGACCGAUGAUGUCGCUCGCUUCUGGUCAUGAUCCAUCAGCCCUCGUUCGCCACCGGACAUAUUCACCUGGACAAAGUCGAUUGGAUCAAGCCACAGGCCCAAGUGUCGCUCAGUCCCGCUCCCGCUCUUGCUAACUGCAUACUUCGAGUUUGCUGGCCAUCUCGGACUCCGCUCAUGUAGGAUGACGAGAUACCAGUUGCAUCAUGCCAAGGGUAUGUCGGCCGCGCUCAGCGCUCAUCUGAUGCCUUUACGGUCUUCGGAGUCAAAUCAAGACGCCGAGGACGCGACACAACCCGACUCCUCUAUUGACUGAUUUUUGCCCGAACAUAAUCAUGGCCCUCUCAUCUAAAAACGAUCUCUAGCACCAAGGAGGUAAAUCAUGUCAACUACUGUGUCACAUCUCGAGGUCGAAGGGUGGUGCGCCUGCGUUAUCCGUCAGUUACCUCGAGGCUAGGCACUUCUCCGAAGGAGGUCCAAAACUACUAUUGCACUGUCGACGUGGCAUUUAGGCGCUAACAGAGCUAACAGAGAAUCUCGUAUGCUUCUAUGCUACAGGAUGCGCUGGCUCGGGAAGUGAAACGCUCAGACGCGCCCCUACGUGUUGCAUGCGCCGACUUUUACGCUGUUUGCCAUGUAACCACAUUAACCCGCGCAUACCAUACAGGUUUUGGCCUCCAAUUCGUCCAGCACCCGUCCAGCUCUCAUUUAGGUCGAUGUCUUUCGAGCACUUAUAAGGCAGACAAGAAAUGCCAGGAUCUCCAGUUUCAGCACCACCUUUCACAGUCUUUCCUCAGCUUCUGUUCCCCGAUCGUCCUCGAUCUUUCACUGAACGAUCAAAGUUCAACUUUCAUUCAUUACCCAAGACAACCCGCACAACCAUGGUUGCCCUCACUUCUGUCUUUACCACUCUCUUUGCUGCUGCCCUUUCUAUCACCGGCGUCGUCGCCGCCCCUGUGAAUCAGACCCUCUCUGCCCGUUCCGCUGCCCCGGCGGCUCCUCACUUCGUCGCGUACGACGACAAGUGGAUCACCCCACCGUCUGCUGCCGACCUUGAGGGCUAUAAUGUAUACGCGCUCACCUUCUGGCGCCCGAACGCUCCCGUCGACCAGGCCCAAAACUGGGCGGGACUCGACGUCGCAACACGCACCUUAGCCCUGACGAACUACAGGGCGGCGGGAAUCAAGACCGUCGUGUCUGCAUUCGGCGCCGAUUUCUUCCCGACGAGCGGCAGCCCGGCGCUGGACCCCACGCAGACGGCCGACCAGCUCGCGGCAUGGGUGAUCCAGUAUGGCCUCGACGGCGUCGACAUCGACUACGAGGACUACACUGCGAUGAACAAGAAGGACGGGUCUGCGGAGCAGUGGCUCAUCACGUUCACGACCGAGCUGAGGAAGAAGCUGCCUGCGUCUGACUAUUUCAUCAGCCACGCUCCUCUCGCCCCCUGGUUCUCGCCAAUUUACACGUCUGGUGGUUACCUUAAGGUCGAUCAACAGGUUGGCUCCCUGAUCGAUUGGUACAACGUCCAGUUCUACAAUGACAAUGCCGAAUACUCCACCUGCGACGGCCUCAUCAACACCUCCUCCGCGACGUACCCCAACACGGCCCUCUUCCAGAUCGUCGCGGCGGGUGUCGCCGCCGACAAGCUCGUCAUCGGCAAGCCCGCCACCAGCGCCGACGCGCCCCAAGGCGGCUACAUGAGCGCGAGCGACCUCGCGUCUUGCCUCCAGCAGGCGACCGCGAAGAACUGGAACGCCGGCGUCUCGGUCUGGCAGUACCCCGACGCUGACGCCGCCUGGAUCAAGACGGUCCGCUCGCUCGCGUUCCCCGAGUAAAUCGAGCGCGCUGCGCUUUCCCUAGCCGUGAUUUCUCAUGAAGUUAGUAUUACUCGGGCGCAUACUCGUGCAAACGAGGGAUCUUUUGUGAUAUCCGUAUAUUUUAUAGAUUUGUGCUACGGGAUUUGCGGGGUGCCUUGAUAGUUACCCUACCGUUUGCUGUAUACCC
Coniophora puteana RWD-64-598 SS2 is the source of this 2288-nucleotide messenger RNA. Its product is annotated as glycoside hydrolase family 18 protein. Gene Ontology annotation, biological process: carbohydrate metabolic process. The transcript is spliced from 5 exons. Bases 1166 to 2119 code for a protein of 317 amino acids. The record is from RefSeq and is a predicted model, not a curated record. Gene Ontology annotation, molecular function: hydrolase activity, hydrolyzing O-glycosyl compounds. Lineage: Eukaryota; Fungi; Basidiomycota; Agaricomycetes; Boletales; Coniophoraceae.